Messenger RNA from Lathyrus sativus (Indian pea), 516 nucleotides. NCBI's taxonomy places the organism in Eukaryota, Viridiplantae, Streptophyta, Magnoliopsida, Fabales, Fabaceae. The record is from the annotation of a GenBank genome assembly.
AUGUGUUUCUGCAUUUGUUCAAUUGAUGUUGGAAUAGUCGUUGAACUCAUUGUGAUGUAUCUGAUUCAGCAUCGCAAGUAUAGAGACGGAAUUGAUAAUCUUUUGGUGCUUUUGAUCGGAGGAAUCCCGAUUGCAAUGCCAACUGUUUUGUCUGUUACUAUGGCUAUUGGUUCUCAUAAGCUUUCACAACAAGGUGCAAUUACAAAGAGAAUGACUGCUAUUGAAGAAAUGGCAGGAAUGGAUGUUUUUUGCAGUGAUAAAACUGGAACUCUCACUUUGAAUAAACUUAGUGUUGAUAGAAACUUAAUUGAAGUGUUUUCUAGGGGAAUGGAUAAGGAUUUGGUGAUACUCUUAGCAGCAAGAGCUUCUAGGAUAGAAAAUCAGGAUGCUAUAGAUGUUGCUAUUGUUGGAAUGUUGUCUGAUCCACAAGAGGCUAGAGCUGGUAUCAAUGAGGUCCAUUUUCUGCCAUUCAAUCCCGUUGAUAAGAGGACUGCCCUUACCUAUUUUGAUACCUAA